This is a messenger RNA of Dioszegia hungarica, 1344 nucleotides long. RefSeq lists its product as uncharacterized. The transcript is spliced from 5 exons. The coding region runs from base 1 to 1344 and encodes 447 amino acids. Gene Ontology annotation, biological process: DNA replication-dependent chromatin assembly; CENP-A containing chromatin assembly. Gene Ontology annotation, molecular function: histone binding. The record is from RefSeq and is a predicted model, not a curated record. Lineage: Eukaryota; Fungi; Basidiomycota; Tremellomycetes; Tremellales; Bulleribasidiaceae. Gene Ontology annotation, cellular component: nucleoplasm.
AUGCCCGACUCAUCCGUCCCUCCCUCUGGUAUCGCGUCGACCGAGUCCACUCCUACGGUGGUGACUACCAAAACUGACGCGGAUGUGCUUAUCGCGGAAGGAAAGAAGGCGAUUGCGCUAAAGCAGUGGGAGGAGGGGGUUGCUAAGUAUGCCGAUGCGCUCGACAUCAUGCGCGGGAUCGUAGGUGAUCAAGACCCCGCUAUGGCGCCUUUGCUGCUUUCGUACGGGAAGGCUUUGUUUGAAUUGGCGGUCAGCCAGAGUGGGGUGAUGGGGAAGGAAGAGCCCAAGCGGGAGGAAGAGGACGAGGGUGAGCUCCGAGGUCCCUCCACACUGAUCGAAUCCGCCGAUCCCGAAAUCAUGGCUGAAGCUGCCGCCCAAGCAGCCGCCGCGGCCGAAGGGGAGGAUGUCCCUCAAGAAGAGCCCGCUCAGAGCGCAGAAGGAGAAGCGGACGAAGAACCAGAGGACGACUAUAAUGCCGCGUGGGAGGUGCUGGACGUGGCGCGGACGAUAUACCUGCGGAUCAUCGAGGAUGCCUCAGAGGUCAAGAAGGCGCAAUUGGACCUGGCCGAGUGUUAUCAGGCACUAGGCGAUAUCAGCUGUGAGACGGAAAACUUCCCACAAGCCGUAUCCGACUAUACCUCGGCCCUGGCCCUCCUGACGCCCCACCACCACCCCUCGUCCCGCAUCCUCGCCUCUCUCCAUUUCACACUCGGCACCGCGCUCGAAUUCCUCCCUUCCCGCCGCGCCGACGCUUUAUCGCACGUCCAGGCCGCACUCUCCUCGUUCCAAGCACGACGGACGGACCUCGCUCGGCCUUCGACCGAAAUGGAGAAUCCGGAUCUGGCGAGGUUGAAUGAGGGGGAAAAGGAGAAGGAGAUGCGGGACAUCAACGAGCUGAUUGGGGAUUUGGAAGUCAAGGUGGAGGAGCUCAAGAGUGCGCCAGAGGGGCAGGGGCUGGUAGAGGAGGGUAUAAGGCAUUUGGUGGGUGAUGGACUGGGAGAGGGGAGUGGGAGUGGGGCGUUUGGUGGAGCGGGGAUGGCGGGGAAGGAUGAGGGACCGGUCAAUGAUUUGAGCGGGAUGGUGAGGAAGAAGAAGAAGCCGGUUGCUCCGGCAGCUCCGGCGACUGCGGGGGCGGGGGCCGCGGCGGGGGCAGGGGCAGCGGCGGUAGUGGACGAUGCGACAAAGAAGGCCGGGGAAGUGGCGGAGACGGUACAGAAAGCGGCGGGGGCAGCGGCGGAGAAGGCGGCAGAGGUGGUAGAGGCUAGCGUGGCCGCUUUGGCUGGGGAGAAGCGGGGUGCGGAUGAGGAAGGCGAGAGGGAGUCGAAGCGCGCCAAAGCAGAGUAG